Messenger RNA from Capsella rubella, 684 nucleotides. RefSeq names its product putative F-box protein At5g52620. The record is from RefSeq and is a predicted model, not a curated record. Gene Ontology annotation, molecular function: protein binding. The coding region runs from base 1 to 684 and encodes 227 amino acids. The transcript has a single exon. Lineage: Eukaryota; Viridiplantae; Streptophyta; Magnoliopsida; Brassicales; Brassicaceae.
AUGGAAAUAGAAGGAGACUCAGAUCCCAUCCCUGUUGACAUCAUUCUCGACAUCCUCUCGAGAUUGUCUGUUGAAUCAAUCGCUAGGUUUGGUCUCGCAUCCAAGUUCUGCGCAUCCAUACUCACCUCUCAAGAUUUCACCGAGUCGUUCUUAAAAAGAUCCUUGACUUCUGAGCCACGUCUCUUAUUCGCUGUCAAAAACUCCAAUGAGUGGCGCUUCUACACGUCGCCUCAGCUCCAGAAUCCAGACAAGAACAACUCUCUUGUAGUAUCAGCCGAUUUUCAUAUGAAGUUACGGGGAGAUAUCGGACAAGAGAUCUGUGGUCCAGUCUCUGGCUUGCUCUAUCUCCCUAAUAUGAAGAGAGGUGAAGUUCCGGCUAUAUGUAACCCUAGCACGGGACAGUACACGAGAUUACCUCAACUGAAAAGGAAAAGGGAUUCAAGAACCUUAUUAGGGUAUGAUCCUAUUGGCAAACGAUACAAAGCAUCAACCCUAAGGAACUCGCUUUAUGGAGCAUCUAAUGAUGAAGAGGGACAACAUAUUCUAACAUUAGGAACUAAGAACGUGUCAUGGAGACAAAUGUAUUGUCCGGAAAAACAUUACCCUAUAGGUGAAGGUGUAUGCAUCAAUGGGGUUUUGUAUUACAUAGCUGGACAAGGAAAGGGUCAGAAGAUAGAUAAAUAA